AUGGCAUCCCAAGACCUCCCCUUGGACGAAAUCCAAUGGAAGUCAACGGUCCUUGCACAGCAGAUGCAAGGCGUGCACGAAAACUCGGUCCUCCACUACUUCUCUCACUCGCCAUUCUUUGACCAAACCUCGAACAAUGCCAUCUUGGCGUCGCAAGCCACGUUCAAUCCAAACCUGUUUGAAGUUCUACAAACGCGAGCUGCCUUCGAGGGCCGACUCAAGACGAUGUCGGGAUUGGAGUUUGUUAUCGCAGAGCAGCCAGAAGAAAUGGCACCCGGGACUGGAACCGGAAUUUGGGUCAUUAGGAAGCAAACCCGGAGAAAAGUACCUUCCGAAGAAGACGAGAUCACAAUACACUCGAAUUAUUUCGUUGUCGGCGACAAUAUCUACAUGGCAUCGACGGUGGCAGAUAUCCUAUGCAACAGAACCAUGGCGAUCAUAUCUUCUCUGAACAAAGUCGCCACUUCCAUGACAACUCUCCCCGACUUCAGUCCAGCACUUGGCCAUGUCUACAUUCCACCACCAACAAGUAAGCGCGGAAAGAACGUUGAGCCACAGCUGAGCCGAGCCAGUAAAGAGAACACACCCCUUCCCGAACCUCUACAGGCUUCCCAAAAGCCACCCCCCGCCGCUGCUACAAUAGGUAGUAAUUAUCUCGAUAACCGAGUCCUCGAAGAAGCAAUCAAUGCCUCUAUGACGUAUGGAGAUGACUACAUGGACGCUAUUCCCGUUACCGGACAGCCUGGGGACUUCCACUUCUCGUCAACUGGAAGAGAGGCUAAAGACAAGCUCAUGGUGCCAGGACCUGUCAAAGGACCAUUGCAUGUACCAAGCAAGACUGCUAAACCUGUACCUGCCCCGUCGCCUUUGAAGACGAACAUUCCCGCAGAGAGAAAGGGUAGCAAGGCAGAGAAGAGUCCAAAGACACCUGGGAUGGCGAAGCCAAAGAGAAGAAAGAGCAAAGCCGUGGGAGCUACGCCAGCUGCGAGUCCGAAGGCAUGA
Drepanopeziza brunnea f. sp. 'multigermtubi' MB_m1 is the source of this 1002-nucleotide messenger RNA. RefSeq lists its product as uncharacterized. Lineage: Eukaryota; Fungi; Ascomycota; Leotiomycetes; Helotiales; Drepanopezizaceae. Gene Ontology annotation, molecular function: transcription coactivator activity. Gene Ontology annotation, cellular component: core mediator complex; mediator complex. Gene Ontology annotation, biological process: regulation of transcription by RNA polymerase II. The record is from RefSeq and is a predicted model, not a curated record.